AUGGGUUCUAUUGAUGCUUUUGAAUAUGAUCCCACUUGCUUCGACUACGACACUCUCAGGUACACCCUUGCCCGCCACUCGGAAUGGCGCCAGUCGGAUGAGAAGAGCGUCUUGGAGCCUUACACGUACUUGAUAUCCCACUCAGGGAAGGACGUCCGUGGCCAAAUGAUCAACGCCUUCAACGAGUGGCUUCACGUCCCCAAAGACCAACUAGCGAUCAUCGGCAGAAUUGUAGGAAUGCUUCAUAACGCUAGCUUACUCGUCGACGAUGUCGAAGAUGACUCACAGCUUCGGCGCGGUAAUCCUGUGGCACACAAGAUCUACGGCAUCCCGCAAGUCAUUAACACGGCGAACUACGUGUACUUCCAGGCAUUCCAGGAGGUCUCAGCGCUGCAGGCGUCCUGCGACAAAUAUGACCUUCACACCAUCGUCAUUGACGAAUUGCUCAACCUCCAUCGCGGGCAAGGACUCGAUUUGCUCUGGAGAGAUACACUUACCUGCCCGUCUGAGCAAGAGUAUAUCGCCAUGGUUAACAACAAGACGGGCGGUCUUUUCCGCCUUGCGGUCCGGCUGAUGAUGGCCAACGCCACCACAAGCGUCGGGGUUGACUUCAUCCCGCUCGUCAACUUGAUUGGAAUCUACUUCCAGAUCCGUGAUGAUUACUGCAACCUGCGGUCAAAGAACUACGCGGCAAACAAGGGUUACGCCGAGGACCUCACCGAGGGAAAAUUCUCCUUCCCCAUUGUCCAUGGUGUGAAUACCGACCCCAACGACCGGUCGCUCCUCAGCAUCCUGCAGAAGCGCCCCUCGACCCCGACGCUCAAGGAUCACGCCGUGUCGUUCCUUGAGAACCGUACGCGCUCGUUUGACUACACACGCGACGUGCUGCAAAAGCUCGAGCGGCAGGUGCGCGAUGAGCUGGCCCGGCUGGGUGGUAAUGCGGGGCUCGAAGUUAUCGUCAAUGCACUAUCCAAGACUGAGUAG
Messenger RNA from Postia placenta MAD-698-R-SB12, 984 nucleotides. RefSeq lists its product as hypothetical. Bases 1 to 984 code for a protein of 327 amino acids. The transcript is spliced from 9 exons. Gene Ontology annotation, biological process: isoprenoid biosynthetic process. The record is from RefSeq and is a predicted model, not a curated record. Gene Ontology annotation, molecular function: prenyltransferase activity. Lineage: Eukaryota; Fungi; Basidiomycota; Agaricomycetes; Polyporales; Adustoporiaceae.